AUGGAGACCUGGCUUGAGAAGAAAGGAUGGGAGAAGAUAGAAGGGCGGCUGCCAAAAGGAUAUAGAUGGGAAGCACAGCUGGCAGAAAGGAAAAAUAAAAAAGGAAGGGCAAUGGGAGGAAUGAUAGGGGUGAAGGAGCAUCUGAUGGGAAAAGAAGGAAGGAUAAUAAAGGAAGGGAAAAGGACAGGAAUAAUGACAGCAGAAUUCAAGAGAGGGGAAGAGAAAUGGAGAGUAGUAGGGGUAUACGUGAACGCGGAUAUAGAGGAAAAAAUGGAGGAACUCAGGACAAGAAUGGAAGACGUAGAAGAAGAAAGAAUAACAAUAAUAGAAGGAGAUUUCAAUGCGAGAACAGGGGAAGAAGGGGAAGGAGGGAUGACGAGGGGGGAGGAGGAGGAAGAGGGCGAAAGAAAAUCAAAAGACAAAAAGCAAAAUGCGGAGGGGAGAGUCAUGCUAGAGGCACUAAGAGGAACAGGUUGGGAAAUAUUGAAUGGGAAUAUGAGGGGGGAUGAAGAAGUAGAGUUCACGUACACGGGAGCAAGGGGAAGCACAGUGAUAGAUUACUUAAUAGCAGAGGGAGAGGGGAAGGAGAGAAUCAAAAGAAUGGAGAUAGGGGACAGAGUCGACUCAGACCACCACCCAAUGAUACUGAAGCUGGAAGGGGAGAGAGUGGGGAAGGAAAAAGAAGGGGAGAAGAAAAGACCAGCGGCGGGAGGAAACUGGUCGGAGAAGGGAAGAGAGAGGUUUAAAAAGGAAAUUGUGUGGAGGGAGAUGAGAAAAGGAAAACUAGAAGAGGACAUGGAGACAAUGCUAAGGGAGUUCAGGAAGGGACUUGAGAGAGGAAGGGAGGAAACAGAAACGCGCAUGAAAAAAGGGUGGUGGGACGAAGAAUGUAGGCAGAAAAAGAAAGAACUGAGAAAGGUGUUAAGAGAGUGGAGGAAAGGGAGGGUCGGGGUAGUGAACUAUAGAGAAGCGAAAAAGGAAUACAACAGACUAUGCGGAACAAAAAAGGAAAAAGUAAACGAGAGUUUUGAAAAGGAGGUGGAAGAAGCAAGAACAGAAGGCGAGGUGUGGAAGAUAAUAAAUAGGGAGAGGAAAAGAGGAGGGAGAGUAAAAACGGGGAUAAAAGAAGAGGAUUGGAGAAAACACUUCGUUAACCUACUACUAGGCGGGUCAGAGGAAAAGGUAGUAAUGGGAGGAGAAAGAGAACGAGAAAGGGACGAGGAAGCGGAUAUAAGAAAAGAAGAAAUAAGAAAAGCGGUGGCGAAACUAAAGGACGGAAAAGCAACAGGGGGAGAUGAGAUCCCCAAUGAAGUGUGGAAAUACGGUGGAGAAGAAGUAAUGGACUGGGCAUGGAAAAUAUGCAACAGGGUAUGGAGAGGUGAGGGAUGGCCGGAAGGAUGGAAGAAAGGGAUAAUCGCUCCCAUAAAGAAAAAAGGAGAUGGGAAACAGGCAUCUGACUACAGGGGGUGA
Osmia lignaria (orchard mason bee) is the source of this 1470-nucleotide messenger RNA. The record is from RefSeq and is a predicted model, not a curated record. Lineage: Eukaryota; Metazoa; Arthropoda; Insecta; Hymenoptera; Megachilidae.